GUCUUCUUGUAAUGUGUUUGAUCUUAACUGGGACUAAAAAAGGUGGGGGUGCUGCACUCCCCCCACUGGGCUUUGCUGCCCGGGUGGGGUCACUUAGCACCGCUGAGCGGCAGCUGGAAUCGGUGCCAGAUCAUGCUGAAAAAGAGCCAGUGGAAGAUACAGAUCCAAGCACUUUUUCCUUAGAAAUGACAGAAAAGUAUCCUGUUCAAGAUACUGCACUACCUAAAGAUGAGGAGUACCUAACAGAUCAAGUUACAUUGGAAAUAGCAUCUGUAAACAUCAGGAGUCUUACAUCAGAUUCUGGCCUGAUACAACAGCCAGAAGAGGAUGACAGUCAAAACCAUACUGGAGAAUCACUUUCAGAGCUGAAGAAAUCCUGCAAAGAAAAUGGCACCUGCUCCUUAUGUUUGUUCCGUGCUCCAACAAUCAGUGACUUGCUUAAUGAUGAGGACUUAUUGUACAAAAUGAGAAUAAAAUUGGAUCCAUGUCACCCAACAGUGAAAAACUGGAGAAAUAUGGCAAGUAAAUGGGGGAUGACCUAUGAUGAAUUGUGUUUCCUGGAACAGAAGCACCAGAGUCCUACCUUGGAGUUUUUGCUACGGAAUAGCGACAGAACUGUAGAGCAAUUGAUAGAUCUGUGUAAAUUUUAUCAAAGAAAUGAUGUUGUAAAAGUGCUUCUGGAAUGGGUUGAGAAUGAAUGGCCAAAAAGAAGGAGUAGAACAUAUCAGAAUGACCUCUAGGUCAAAGAAAAUUGAUAUCUUAUAUUGGUUUAGUUUUUGGACAUUGAGACCUAAAGCAGAGAAAAAUUAACUUGAUUAGUCACCAUAACUAAAUUGAAAACUUUCCUGUCAAGGACAUCUGUACCAAUUCCUUAUAUAGCACAUAAAGCUUGCAUUCUGUGUACAUGUGUCCAUAGCCCUUAUGGUUGCAAAGAUAAGCUUCCAAAUGUGAACUGAGUUAUGCAUAGGUAUGUUCCUGAAUCUGCAGACAUCUUCAGUCUCUUUGCUGUUGCUCAUAGAUUUCCGAGUAGGAUGAGAGCAUGAGAGUAAAAGAACGUUUGUCAGUUCUUUUACUCUGCAACUUAGAACCUUUGAAGGAGUGACACUGAUGAGAAAGAUGCCAGUUGUAUGCAACUACUCUUUUGGAAAGCUGUGAUCAGCAGCUAAGUUCCUUAAACUGUUGUUUCAUGACCUCACCUGUGACUCUUCUUCUAUUUUUGAUAUCAGGUUCUACAUAAUAUGUAUAUGGUCAUUUUUCUGUCCCUAUCAGAAAUAGUAGAAACAUCUUCUUGAAGGAUGUAAAUUAUUUUUGGUAGAGGAAACACUUUUCUUCUUUUCCAGAUCAGUUUACUUUUCCAUAUUGAGAUUAAUUUAUAAUGUUUGAAUGCCAAACAGAGAAUUCAAACUUAUUUUUUUCAUUACAAAAAAAAUAUAUCUCAUGAAAUGUUGCUGUAUGGAUCAGCAUCAUUAGAUUUAUACAUUGGUUAUGGAAGACAUCACACACUUAACUUACAGAAUUUCCAGGACCUGUAGGUGCUGGGGAGACCCGAGCAAUGACAAAAGUGCUUUGAAUUAAAAGUGAAUUCCCAGCGUUUUGAAGGAAAUGUUCCUUUCUAGAGAUGCGUAUCUCAAAUGUCUCUCAUUUUGGGUGUAGGAGAAUAGUUAAAGUAUCAGUCAGGCUAUCCUCAGCACUGACUAUGACUUUCCUGCUCAAAGGUUGUGGUUUUUCUUCAACAGUUCUGUGGGGUGACCCAUUUCCUGUCUCACACAGAUAAAUUCACUGUUAGGCAGAGAAGCAGUACAAAAUUUAUGCAUCACUUCAUGGAAUUUCAUCAACAGGGAGAGCCAACAGAUGGCUAUUCUAGGAUUUAAGUGGGUUUGGGACUUAUCAGUUGGCCCAGGGGUUGUAAUUCAAGUGGCUGAAAGAUGCAUCGAUUAGAUAUUACAUGCAUUUUAGAAAUAAUCACCAUAACUGAAUUUGGUCUUUUUCGUACAGCUCUGUAUAGAAUAUGAUAUAACAUAUUUUAAAAGAAAUUUGAAAAUCAACGUUACAGCAGGUUUUUAUAAAGCAUACAUAUGUUAUAAUGCUACAAGAAUGAGAGGUCUAUUAAUUUUUUAGUCAUACUAUUACAAUAUUUUUAGACACUGCCUUUUCUAUAUGAACUAAAGCAACUUGGGUAAGUACAACAUGUACAUAAAUGUAUAUACCAAAACAGUGGUGUACACAGCACCAAGAGACAGGAUGAAACUAGAAUGGACUGCAUGCACCAUUUAGUUUCAUGAAUUAGGAAUGACCACAAAACUUAAGUGACAAAGGUGAGUGAAGACAAAAGUGGGGUUGUGCAUUGAGUUUCUGAGUUCAACAAAAGCAAAAGGGACCUCUGUUACAUGUAUAUAUUUUAUAUCAGUGGGGAUGUCUAGUGAGCAGCUUGAGAUAAAGGCCAAUAUUUUCAAAGCAAAGGGCUGGUUCCAUGGCCCAUGUAAGAUAGCAUUAUCACUUUGACUACAAUAAUGUUGAGAGCCUGACCUCUGGCUCCUAUUAUUAUGUUACAAAACAAAAAAUGGUCCUGAAUUCUAGCUGGUUUGAGUGGGGACAGUGGAAAAAUUUCUGUUGAAACUUUUUUUCUUUUCGAUGGAAAAUGGGUUAGAGUACAGGAUAUGGUCUAACUAAAUGUUUGAAAACAUUGUUUGCCAAACAUUAUUUGCACAAAUGCAAGACAGUUUGAAUUUGAAAUGCUGUUGCAGUAGUUCAUGUUUCAGCUUUUAAUUUUUUGCUGAUAAUGUAAACUGUUUUCUUCAUUGUCAUCAAAAAUUAUUUUCUAGCCAUCUUAUGUUCUUGAGCCCUUUCAGCUCUCACUGAAGUCAAUGUGAGCUCUAAGAGUUCAUCACAUUUGAAGAGUGAAGUAUUUUUGAGAGCCCAAAUAUAGACUGAACUUUUAGCCAUCUCAGUUGAGAGACAUUAGCCUUAAACAUUUUAUUAAACUUAUGGUUGCUCAUUUUUAGUACAUUUGAAGUAAUAUGACUUGUUGAAUAUUUUUAUUCUUGAUAUGGUAUGAAUUGGGUUAGAUAAGUCAGAUAUUUUCGUACUUUGUAUAUCCAUGUUUACAAGAUGUUGGUCUGAAUGUCUGAUCUGUCUCUCAUUGUUUAAUAUAAUUGUAUACUGUGUUAGUAGAAGAAAUAUAAAUGCUAACUGUUCAUAGUUGUU
Messenger RNA from Gavialis gangeticus (Gharial), 3204 nucleotides. RefSeq names its product EDAR associated death domain (gene EDARADD). Gene Ontology annotation, biological process: signal transduction. Lineage: Eukaryota; Metazoa; Chordata; Crocodylia; Gavialidae. The record is from RefSeq and is a predicted model, not a curated record. Gene Ontology annotation, molecular function: protein binding. The transcript has 6 exons. The coding region runs from base 12 to 740 and encodes 242 amino acids.